GUAGACCUACCUACCGUGUUGUGUUUGUUGAGAACGUGCUGCACUUGCGGCACGCUUAAUAUUAAUGAAAAUCUCUAAGUUUUAUCGUUCUGAAUGAAAAAGUAAACUGAAGGCUUGGUAAGAUGUCUAUUUCAUAUAUGUUGUCUGGUCUAAACAAAAUAGGCUCUGAAACAGGAACCCAGGAGCUCAAGAUAUUAUGUGAAAAUCUAAAGACAUCUUUAUCAAAAAAAGCAUUAGAAAUUCAAGAUAUUGUGAAAAUUUUAUCAGAUUACAUUCUCAAAAUUGAUGAUGCUAUAUUGUUCAAAACAUAUUUAUCAAAUAUACUACUGGCAUUAGUGUCAUUGAAGAUACCACUAAAAGCUAUUUUCUCCAGCCCUGAUUACAUAAAAUGUAGUGAUUCUGAAAAGAUUGCUCAUUUGGAGUAUUCUGUGAUAUUAGCUACUUUAUGUGAUCACCCUGAUAUUUUGCAAUAUGCCCUUAAAUACUUUGAGAUCAAUAAAGUACCACCAUUUGAGGUGUUCAUAUAUCACGAAGAAGGUUACAAUGUUGCUCCAAAGAAACGUCGGCUGCUCGACUGCAGACAGAAGAUUAAUGAUCAACAAAUAGUGAACUGCUGCUACACUUUACUUACGAAGCUGCCAAACGAAUUGUCUGUUAAAUGGGAUUGGACCAAAUUUGUUGAGAACUUCAGUAAUCAUGAUAACGUUGAGAUAAGAUGGAUGGUUAAAGAAUGCAUGGUGAUCUUAACUAAUAUGACAGAAGCACAAGCAAAGAUACUAUCGAACAAUAUGAAACUCUCUCAACAAGACGUCUUUCACUUUCUCACUCCCAAAAAUUUCAAAUGCUAUACUUUUGAUGAAACGGUCAAAGAUGAAAAACUUAUUAUUGAUAAUGUAGUUAAUAUUGAUGGUAUCCUGUUACCAUUGUAUGAUAAGGACAAUGUUCAGAAUGGUAGUUUGGUUCCUGUAAAAUCGACGGUCAAUAAUUUGAGAAGUCUUGCACUUGCUGUUGCUUCAGGUCAACCACUUUGUCUCAUGGGACCAGUAGGCUCCGGGAAAACUACUCUUGUGGAACACUUAGCAGCUAUAACAGGUCGAAAAGGUACCGCUUUCAAGAAAGUACAGUUGGGUGAUCAGACUGAUUCUCGAAUGCUACUUGGCUCUCAUCAAUGUACUGAUGUUCCUGGAGAAUUUAAAUGGGGUCCAGGAGUACUAACUGAGGCUGUACAAAAUGGGCAUUGGCUUUUAUUAGAGGAUAUUGACUGUGCUGCAUUAGACGUUGCUUCAACUCUCAGCUCGCUCAUAGAAAGGAACACGCUAUGUGUACCCGGGUACAGAGAUUCACUACCUGUAACCCCGGGUUUUCAGCUCUUCGUAACUCAGAGAACAUUAACAACAAAUUAUGGUUUCCAAAAGAAAAUGUCCAACUCUAGUACACUCUUACAGAAACAUUUGACGCAAAUCAAUGUCGAACCACUUUCUCGGUCCGAGCUAUGUGAAAUAGUACAGACAUUAUAUCCGAGUUUGAAUACAAUUUGCUCGAGAAUCAUCGAGGUAUUCAUGAUGUUCUCCGUAGGAAAUCACGACACUUCAUUACAGACAACUGAGGUUGUUAUUGAAAAAAACUCCAAUAUAAAUUUAAUAAGGGGUUCAAGACUUAUAUCCACAAGAGAUUUGAUGAAAUGGUGUUCCCGAGCUGUCGUAGGUUUUGAUGUGUCAAGUCCAGGAUCUGCUCUCAAAGUACUGCAAGAUGCUCUCGACAUAUUCACUUGUUCGGUUUCAACACCGGAACAUAGGUUGGAGCUAGCAAAAAAAGUCGGAACAUGCUUAGGUAUUGUUGAAACCAAAUCGGAAUUUUAUUGCAAACACUACAAGCCAAACGUAUCGCUACACCCCGCUUGUUUUGAAGUCGGAAGAGCUAAAGUACCACGGCUAGAGAAAAGCUUAGAAACUAUUGAUUUUGAUAAUAAGCAAGUGGUCUUUUCAUUUACUCGUCAGUCCGCAUGCUUAUUGGAGAAGAUAGCGUGCUGCGUUAUGUCUAACGAGCCUGUGUUGCUUGUUGGCGAAACCGGUACAGGGAAAACAUCUUCCGUCCAGUACUUGGCUAAGCAGACGGGACAUAAGUUAAUCGUUAUCAAUAUGAACCAACAGUCGGAUUCGGCGGACUUGCUGGGUGGUUAUAAGCCGGUCGACUUGAAAUACGUCAUAAAACCUAUCAAAAACGAAUUUCAAGAGCUCUUCCGUAAUUUUUAUAACAUACAAAAAAAUACCAAGUUUCUGAGUCACGUAGAGACUUGUUAUGAAACAGAAAGUUGGACUGCAUUGUUGGCACUGAUGCAACAGAGUCAUAAAGCAGCCGUUAAUAGAUUAAAUGCCGAGAAAAAAGAAAUUAAGCUGAAGAGGUGGUUAAUGUUUGGCUACAAACUGGCCAAAUUGGAACAACAAAUCAAAGCCGCUUCUAAAUUAACUUUUGCAUUUAUAGAAGGCUCUCUAGUGAAAGCUAUGCAGGAAGGUCAUUGGGUGUUACUAGAUGAGAUAAAUUUGGCUUCAGCUGAGAUUCUAGAAUGCUUAGCUGGACUAUUAGAAGACAAGAAUGACACUAUAGACUUAUUAGAAAAAGGUGAUAAAGUUCCUAUAAAAAGACAUGCCGAUUUCACAUUGUUCGCGUGCAUGAAUCCAGCCACAGAUGUUGGUAAAAAAGAUUUACCCGUUGGCCUUAGAAACCGUUUUACCGAAUUCUUCAUAGAUGAGUUAACCGAACGAAAUGAUUUGAUGUUGCUCAUAGGGGACUAUUUAUAUCAUAUGAAUCUCACGGGGGCAACUUUGGAAGCAAUUUACUCUUUCUAUUCUGGUAUAAGAAAAGAGGCAAAGUUGAAUCUAGUCGACGGCGCAGGUAAUGCGCCACACUAUUCCCUUCGUACUCUAUGCAGAGCCUUAACGGCUGCCUCCAAAGCAAAAUGCGGAACAGUGGCAAGGUCACUUUACGAAGCUUUUUGUUUAUCUUUCUUAACGCAAUUAGAUAGCUCUUCGCAUCCUAUCGUAGAAGCCAUGAUUGCCAAGGCUGUUAUAGGAAAAAAGAACAUAAAAUCUGUUCUUAAUCAAACCAUUCCAGAGCCACAGGUUUUAGGCCAAAACUUUCUACUUUUCGAAGGUCAUUGGAUUCCACAAGGAACAUUAGAAGUAUGCAUUCCAGAAAACUACAUUCUCACUCCGACGGUCCGAAAAAAUCUAAGGGAUAUAGCGCGAAUCGUAUCCUUGGGUCGUUUACCUGUUCUGCUACAAGGCGAUACGUCUGUAGGAAAAACUUCUCUUAUCACUUACAUUGCAAAGGCAUCUGGAAACUACUGUGUGAGAAUUAACAAUCACGAGCACACCGAUCUACAAGAAUAUAUUGGUUCGUACGCCACAGAUUCAAGUGGUAAAUUAGUGUUCAGAGAAGGCGUUCUUGUUGAAGCCAUGAGAAAAGGAUAUUGGAUUAUUUUGGACGAAUUGAACUUAGCUCCGAGUGACGUACUGGAAGCUUUGAACAGAGUAUUGGAUGAUAAUAGAGAAUUGUUCAUACCAGAAACACAACAAGUUAUCAAAGCCGAUCCUAACUUUAUGCUAUUCGCGACCCAGAAUCCACCAGGCUUGUAUGGAGGGCGCAAAAUGCUAUCUCGCGCCUUCCGAAAUAGAUUUGUUGAGCUUCAUUUCGAUGAAAUACCCAAACGAGAAUUGGAAACGAUACUGCAUCAAAGAUGUCAUGUACCUCCAGCGUAUAGUAAAAAAAUGAUAGCUGUUAUGGCAGAUCUGCAAAUAAGACGUCGAGGAUCUGCGGCUGUACAGGGUAAAGAUGGCUUCAUAACUUUAAGAGACUUAUUUAGAUGGGGUGAAAGAUACAAACAUGCGUCCAAAGAGUGUCUCACUGAUGAGAAGUUUUACGAUUGGGAUCAACACAUAGCCGAUGAAGGUUACCUCAUACUCGCUGGAAAAGUAAGACAGACCGAUGAGAGAUACAUUAUUGAACAAAUCGUUCAGAAAAAUAUCAAAAGAACCGUAAAUCCCGACAAUCUUUUCAGUCUCCACCAAGGAACGUCGCCAGUGACAAAAUCUACAUUAGAAAGUCUCUUUAACAAUCAACUGGUUGAGUUCUCGCAUGUAGUCUGGACCUACAACAUGAGGAGAUUAGCCAUAUUGAUAGCGAAAGCGUUUAAAUUCAAUGAACCGGUUUUACUUGUCGGAGAGACUGGAUGUGGCAAGACCACGAUUUGUCAAGUUCUUGCGGCAAUGAACAAACGUCAGCUGCUAUCUGUAAAUUGUCAUAUGCACACUGAGAGUUCAGAUUUUUUGGGUGGUCUCAGGCCAGUACGUCAGCAUAAGAACGAUGGUCGGUUGUUCGAAUGGGUGGACGGUCCUUUGAUCAAGGCCAUGGAAACCGGAGAUAUAUUUUUGGCUGAUGAAAUAUCGCUUGCAGACGACAGUGUCCUGGAACGAUUGAAUUCUUUACUCGAACCUGAACGCCAAUUAGUUCUUAGCGAAAGGGGAAUGGAGGAUAACUCAGACAUAGUCGUUAUCACUGCCAAUGAAAAUUUCCAUUUUAUCGGCACUAUGAAUCCUGGUGGAGAUUUCGGUAAGAAAGAACUAUCUCCAGCCCUUCGAAACAGAUUCACUGAAAUAUGGUGCGACAGUGUUACUACCAGGGAAGAUUUAUUGGGCGUUCUUGAGAAGAGUGUGAAUAAAGGUAUAGCUUUGGGAAACCAAGAAGAUGGAAGCUCUGGCAUAGGCACUUCAAUACUAGAUUUCACUGAAUGGUUAAAAACUUCUGAAGUGACCUGCAAGUUUCCUUUCAGUAUUCGUGACUUGCUUUCGUGGGUUCAGUUUAUUAAUGUUACGGUAGCUAAAGGACUAUUAGAUGUACCUGAAGCAUAUGUGCAUGGAGCAUGUAUGACAUUUUUGGAUUGUUUUGGCACAGCAUUGACGGGUCAGAUUGAUUCAGCAUCUCUAACUGCAUUGCGAAAUUCCGCUAUCGAUUUCUUGUUAGACCAAAUCAAGACUAUAGGGCCGGAAUAUUUGAAUAAUCUCCGAUCUAUGCUUGGUAACAAACAAAACGAGUUCACAGCUGAAAUGGAUUGCAGUAAAUUUGGAAUAAAGCCUUUUUACAUAGAAGUUGGUCCUAACUAUGACGUCAGUGGUGAACGCGACAAGUUUACGUUCACAGCUCCUACAACAGGUGCUAAUACAUUGCGGCUUUUACGCGGCCUGCAAUUAAAUAAGGCAAUACUCCUCGAAGGGAAUCCAGGCGUUGGAAAGACGAGCUUAGUCACGGCUAUAGCAAAAUCAUCGGGCCACAAAGUUGUGAGGAUAAAUUUAAGUGACCAAACUGAUAUAACUGAUUUAUUUGGUACCGAUUUGCCUUCUGAAGAUGGAUCUUUCACAUUCAAGGAGGGUUCAUUUCUGAGUGCGCUCCAAAACGGCGAUUGGAUUUUAUUGGACGAAUUAAACUUAGCUCCCCAACCUGUAUUAGAAGGUCUCAACGCUUGCCUAGAUCACAGGGGAGAAGUUUUCAUACCUGAAUUAGGCAGAACGUUUAAAGUGAAAGAACAGACAAGAUUGUUCGCUUGUCAGAAUCCUUUGAAACAAGGCGGAGCAAGAAGAGGUCUCCCAGUUUCAUUCUUGAAUAGAUUCACUCAAGUGUACAUUGAUACUUUAACUAAAGCUGACUUGAUUUAUAUUGUCGAAUCUCAAUAUCCAUCCAUACCCAAAGAUAUUCUCCACAGAAUUGUGCAUUUUAACUGUAAAGUCGCCCAUGAUAUUAUUGAGCUACAGUCUUGGGCACAUAGAGGUAGCCCUUGGGAGAUGAAUUUGAGAGACAUACAAAGAUGGUGUGAAGCUAUUAUUAAAGAUCAAAACGGUGACAGUAAAAUUUGUCCUGGGAAAUAUGUUGAUAUGCUGUAUGUGAAUCGCAUGAGGACCGCCGAAGACAAAGGCAAAAUGAUCCAAACAUAUACUGAAUUUUUCGAACCCGACUACCCGAGAAGCGAUGGCAUACCACAGUUCUUAAUAAACGAAAAAGAAGUUAUAAUCGGCGAUGUAUCUAUCGAAAGAAACGUCGAAAAACAGUUCAAAAACAGAAGAUCCAUUCAAACGAAUCUCUUAGUUUUAAGAAAUCAACUUUCUACUUUGAAAGCCCUGGCACAGAGCGUCAACAUGAACUGGCUGUCAAUACUUGUGGGUUCGUCGGCCACAGGCAAAAGCAGUGCUGUUCAAUUACUUGCCGAUUUGACUGGUAACGACUUGCAAGUAGUUCCCGUGACGUCGGCCAUGGAUGUCUCCGACUUACUAGGCGGCUUCGAGCAAGUCGACUAUAAUAGAAACCUCGAAAUCAUUUAUGACAAAAUAGAAACUAUAACGAUACAAACGGUCAGAAACAUCUGGUUGGACAGUAAAAAGGAUGAGUUGAAAACAAAGUGUCUAUUGAGUAACUUGUAUGAGUACAAAACGUUGCAAAGCACUAGUUGUGACAGAAACGACGAUACAAAAGAGUUCCAAGGGAAAAUACAAUUCCUCAAAAAACACAGUGAACAGCUACUUCAGUACAACGCCACUUGUACCAGUAUGAGCGAAAAAAUAACAAAAAUUGUAAACGUCUUGGAUUUAUUAGCAUUCAGAGUUUCAAAAGGAAAGUCGAUAAAUGUAGGUGGAAAAUUUGAGUGGGUCGAUUCUUUACUAGUGAAGACUAUGAUGGAAGGGUCGUGGCUCCUUCUCGAUAACGUAAAUCUCACGUCAGCAGCUGUUUUAGAUCGUCUAAAUGGUCUAUUAGAACCCAACGGAGUGUUGAGUAUACUGGAGAGAGGGGACGUAAGUGAAAUCAAGCCACAUCCGAAUUUCAGAGUUUUUUUCACUAUGGAUCCGAAAUAUGGUGAAAUAUCGCGAGCUAUGAGAAAUCGAGGUGUCGAGAUUUUCUUACUCAGAUCUGAUGAUUGGAACGCGAGCUUGUCGGAGACCUUGACUUAUUUGGAUUUAGUGGCCUUGUUGUCUUCAUGCGACUUGCCAAGCGAAUACCAUGAGAUAUCCAUCAAAUGUCACGAAGCGAUGGCAGCUUUCGUUCAAGGUUUUGAAAGACCAACCAUAUCGCAUCUAUUACAAGCAUCGCAUCUGACUUGGCAGCAAAUCGUAAGGGGUAUAUCGGUUAAAACAGCUCUCGUUAACAGUUUUUCGGAUAUAUAUGUAAAACCAAGAUGCGGAGGAGAUUUCGCCUCAAAUGUCAUAGCGUCACUGGCCGAAAACAAAAACUGCAUGCUGAGAGCUUUGAAUCAGUUAAUUGAUGGUUUUGAAUUCAAGGAACCUAGUGAUACAACGCAUACGUUAAGAGCGAAAGGUCUUUGCGCGAACUCAUCAUUGGAGAUCGCUCAGCAAAUAGCUUACAUCGCAAGUCGAGAAUUCACUGAUACAGACUAUACAACUGAAAAAGUUCUAUACACUAUAUUCAGUUUAUUGACAACCUAUUUUAAGUGUUCCAAAGAAACAUUCCACAUAACCUACACAAUCAUUGAAGAUAUUUUAAAACAUAAAAAAACGGAUAGCAUCGAUUUAGUUUCAAAAUUGAAUAAACAAAUCAAAGUUCACUUCAACGAAACCGUUGGAAUGGAUUUCAUGUAUAAAAGAUACUUCCCGGAGUCUCAAAGUGUUAGUGAUAACGUUCUUAAAGUGAUAAAUGUCGAAACUUUAUUGCUUUACAACGAACUUUUGUCUGUAUACCUUUCGUCGUUACAUUGUAAAGAUUAUUUUUCUGCAUACGACUAUUCGAAGGCCGUCCUAAAAGGUCAAAUGACUAAUGAUUUCGUCGAGUAUCCUAUACUGAAACAGUGCACUGUAUAUUUGAGAACUAUUAAUCUUUUUAUUGAACGAGCUAUUAUGGAAGCUGAGCACAAUUUAGACGACAAGUCUUCGUGUCGCGUGUUACAGCUACUCAGCUGGAGAGACAGACUUAUAAGACUGACAUACGAACCACUGUUUAUUAAAUCUGGAUCGAAAAAACGUCAGACUCUGAGAGAGGACAUCGUUCCUUUGAUAUAUCUUCACAUGAAAUGGACCCACAAGUAUUUGAUUCAUGAACUUUUUAAGAUGUCAAAUAACGACGCGAUGGUCGAGGAAUUCGCGAAGUCCGUUCGUAUUAUAGAUCUGAAUAAUGAUCAACUUAGUUCGGAAAAAACGAAAUUGAGCAAGAAGCUGAGAAAGCUCUACGGCCAGCCCAAAUUGUAUGUGAACAAAGCAGAAUAUGAUCUAUGUAAAAUCAGAACGGACAUUUAUAACAGAUUGUCUUUGAAUAUGAACAUACCGCUUGAAAGACAGACAGACAAACUUUCGAUAGAUCUUGCUACAGUAUCUGACGUGACCUUAGCGUUGGACGUACCUGAUGAAGAUAAACUGGCAAUAAUAAAAGAAAACUUAACCAAAUUAGAGUCCGCCAUGAUAUCAGUAAACACGAAACGAGACAUUAAAUUGUUACCAGUAGCAUCGUAUGUCAUACAAAGAGUAUUGAGCUCGUUAAAGCUGAUUUUCUUAAAAUUGACGAAUAAACUAUCAACAUCAGAAGGUGAGGUGUUGGAGGGAAAUUGCAGCGAAGUUUUGAAAUACAUUGUUCAAAUAGCCACAGCUACAAAAGGAUUGCCGAUUGCUUUGCUGGACGUGCUUAGAGUGCUUGCGAAGUUACUGGGGAAUGAUCAAGAACUUCGAAAUGAGAGACUUUCGUCAAUACCAGCGAGAUUUUGGGACGAGUUAUUCAAAGCGUUUAUUAACUCGCCAGCGAUGUAUCCGACACCGUUCUUGAAUAUAGAUAAAGCCACAUCUGAUGAAGAAUUACAAGAAGCCAUCGUCAACACGAAAAAGUUGUCUGAGAACCUUCCUGUAUUACCUUAUUAUGUCCAGAAAGUUACCGUCUCCCCUGUUGAAAACGGCGAUCGUCAUGUAUUGGCUUAUGAGACAAUAUCUAUUGAAGACAGAGCUCAAUAUUCUUUGCAUUUAGAUUCAUUGUUGAAUAUUAUUUGGAAGAAUAUCGCUACAUUACAUGCAACGGCUACUUCUAAAACGAAAUCAGAUGCUGAAUUUGAACUGAAAAAAUUUGAACAGCUCACGUUGUAUUUAAAAUCAAUCGUAAGUCAAACCAAACCAGCGAACACAGAUACAAAUACUUCAAACAUCGACACAGUACUACAAUUGAAAGAUAAAAGAUUAACAGACAUGCUUACUGAAACUCUGAAAGUUUACAACGAAUUAAAGGCGACGGAAGAUAAAACUAAAAUGAAAAUAUUAACAGCACAACUGUCGUUACUAACGAGUCUUUUGUUCGUCGAAGUCAUGGCCGAAGUGAAUCCGGUGGAUCAGAUAGAAAUAUACCGCCUUAAAGCAAAAUACAUUGAAGAAGACAUAAAAAUGUUCGAUGGUCUACUUAGCGUUUAUUAUAUUCACGGUUUGACCAGUGGUACGAUUACGAGUGCGGUGGACAUCAGAAAACCUUCGUCUGUGCCCAGAGAAUACCUGCAGGAUCCCGAAAUCAAAAACUGUUUGAAUAAAGUACAUCCAUAUUGUAGUCAGAUAUUCCAAUUAAAAGAACAAACGCUGGCGACAGUGGAAAAAUAUGCUUUGGGUAAUACAUACAGACCCGAAACACCAACGUACGGUAGUUUCGUGAAGGACUGCAAACACUUCGCUAAAUCCGUGCUCUCAGAGAAAACGGUGAAAGACGUUACCGUCAACUUGAUAACCGCAUCAAAUAGUUUAUAUCAAAAUGGCGCGGGACCGAACAAAUCACUCGUACAGAACGCACAUACGGUCGUCAAAGAAACAGCUUCGUGGCUUUAUUCUGUUGAAGCAUUUUAUAAGAAGAUCAUCGAAACAUAUUCGGAUGCCUUCCCCGAUUUAGCGAAGCCCUUACAAUAUUCCUUAUCGCAAACUGUGUAUAGCGUUACACGUAUAAGCGAUGUUAUAAAGGAAUUAAUGGUUAAAAUCGAACAAGGGCCGACACAGAGAGAAAUCGUAUCGGCUUUGAUAGAGUACCCAAUUGCAAUAUCGAAUAAGGACGCGAAAGGAGAGCACUUGAAUCGUUUCGUGAAUCCGAAAUUCCUUCAGUUCUUGAACAAGAAUUUGCUGGGAUCGAACGUGGAUACAUUUAAUGUUGAGUCGGAAUGGAUUUCUGUGCUAAAAAUGAAUUUAGUGGAGUUAAAAAUGCAUUGUAUUGCAUCAGAGAAGAUCGAUAAGAUGUCCGUAGAUGCCAUGCUCGGUACACUCAGCGCUAUCGUCACCGCCUGGGAACAACAGCAGAGAGACAUUGAAAAGAAAAAACAAGACGACGAGGCCUUAUAUGUCACGAAAUCCAAAUGCGAAGAUGAAGAUGAGGACGCUAUGGCUGAUGAAGAAAUUCUCGAAAUGUUCCCCUCGUACUCAGAUGAAGACUUCUCAGAGUUCAAACCUCCGACUCUCGAACAGAAACCGAUCAAACAGAAGCCACUGACCGAUAAUAAACUAAAGCAACUCAUUUCUUUAGACGACGUAUCUUUAAUUUAUAAAUGGCAUUCGAACUUUGUACGUCACAUGACUGAAGCGGAAUGGUUACCCAGUCGAAAAAAGUUGGUCGGAAACGAUUUAGUAUCCGCGUUCUUUGAACGCUAUCCGACAUUCAGUCGUGUCAUACAGAACAGCUGGGAGGCUCUGGAUGCAGAUUUUGAAGGAAUCAUAUCACCCAGUUUAAUGGUUAUCAUAUCGCAGAUUAAAGAGAAGGUUAAUGGACAAGAAUUCUCAAGCGGCAAAGCCGAUUUCUAUCGGUCACCGUGGGUAUCGGAAACAAAACAAUGUGUACCAUUGCUACAUAAAGUUAAAGAGAGCACCAAUGAAUUAUUAGAUCAAUGGCCAGAUUUCCCCACUUUGAAAGAGAUAAUCAUAAUAGUGAAUAGGAUACUAUGUUUCCCGCUAGUGAGCCCGGUAUCGCGUUUCUUGACCGGUCUUGAGUUGCUUCGAGAUAAGAUUGAGGAAUGGAACAAAAACGCUCAUAAAGGCAACAAUUUAAUUGAAAUAUCAUUGGCCGUUGGACAACAGAUUAUAAACUGGAGAAAACUUGAGAUGGCUCAUUGGAAGGAGUGCCUGAACAAUCUAUAUCAAAGGAAACAAUCAGAGGCCCACAAAUACUGGUUUUACUUAUAUUCCGUGAUAAAAACUUACCUGGACACGACCUCUGAUGAGCCCGUCCCAGCUGACAGGGUUAUAUCCGUAUUGAAGGAUUUCAUGGAAAAAUCUAAUUUGGCCGAGUAUGAAGUCAGGCUGGAUAUAUUGUAUGUGUAUCAUUGUCACUUAAUACACCUUGAGUCUAGUCCGAGACGAGAUGAACUCCUCUCCAUACUGUGGAAUACAUACAAUUACUACGCUCAAUUCAGCGGGCAAGUGCUGGCGUUGAUAAAGGACAAACGCGCUCCCAUAGAAAAGAAACUGCGCGACUACGUCAAGAUCUGCACCUGGGAUCGUGAUCUCAGCUACUGGAGUGUUAAAGACACUGUCGAAAAAGCUCAUAAAGCUUUACAUAAACACACGAAGGAGUUUGAGAAAGUGCUCAAGGAAAGCGUUCUAAGCUGCCUGGUGGAUAGCACUUCGGACGUGACAACAGAUCACGUCGGUAUAUGGGACAGGCCGAAAAGGGCCACAGCGACGGCUCCAACUGGGGGCGCGUACAUGAUCGACCCACAAAACCAUCUCGUUCUGCCAAGGAAUAUCAAGCCUAAUAACAUGGAGAAAUAUUUAGAUCAAGCGGAGCAGCCGUCCAAAGUUUUGGCGGAAGGAAGCCUGCUAGCAAAAAUUCCUAGUUUAUUCAACAAAGCGAAGACCCUUUGUAAGGAUACGAUCGCGAAUACCGGAUAUCCGUCACUGGUACAAGCUCUGGACGAUUUCGUGACGACAAUUAUUGAGACGAACACCCAUCUAGGAUCUUUAGAGGUCGACACGUCCCUGGCCAAAGAAAAACAAAAAUCUCAAGCGAAAAAUAUAAUUCAACAAAAGCGCAAGGCACUCGCCGAUUUGUUCAAGUACCUCGCCAAAUUGGGCCUCAACUAUCGAACGGGUCUGGUUGUCCUGUCAACGUCAGAUGACCUGUACGAUUUCACGAUACCGCCCGUUGACUUAGAUGCCGCUAUGGGAUAUUUGAAGAGCAGACGCUGUGACGCUUCGCUGUCGUUGCUCUGGUCCGGUUGCGAGAAAUACUUCCAAAAAAAUAUAGCACGUCACCGAUUCUUAACGUUAGCUCUACAAUCACCGCACGAAGAUUUGGGCAUGCAGAACAUAGAGAGAUGUAAAGGUUUCGCCGCUCAGUUAAUGAAAUUAACAAACACACAGAAGAAAUCAAUAUCAAAAUAUUCGCGUUUGCUUUGCGAUUUACGAACUGCCACAACGAAUCUGACCAACGCUUUAGACAUUGAUACAGACGGCAUCAACAUAUCUACAAUAAAUUCGAAAAUUGACAUUCUUUGCGAGUGUUACGCAAAUUGUAGUCUUGUAUUAGAACAGUUCAAUAUAGUUUUAAAAUCUUGUCCAGAACAAGGUCUGAGAUCAGAUGUAGAACCGGAAUUCGACUCAAUAGUAUCUGGAUCUCAAAUUGUAAAGUGCUUCAAAAACUCUGACGAAUGGUGUGAACUUAAUAAAAAAAUAAAAUCUCUAAUAACGAACGUUAAUAAAAAGAAAAGUGCAUUGCUCAAGUUGUCCUGUACUAUACCAAAGAAAAUAGGACUAAACUCGGAGCUCCCGUUGGUUUCCCAGAAUCAUAUAGACGUAGUUGACGAAUGUUACGCCAAUUUAGAAACUAUGAUCAACGAAAUAGAGGCCAUUCUAGACGAAUAUAAAUUUGUAUUAAAUAUCGAAAUCGGCUUUGCGGCCCCAGAACAUCCAAUCUUGAGAAGUGUAAGAGAUUUAUCGUUAUAUAUGAAACAAACUUUGGUACAACUAGGCAGUUUGGACGGGAACAACGACAUAACUACACCACAAAUUUCGAGGGAUGUCGUGAUAAGUAAAACAGAAGAUCUAAUAGCCACAAUGCUAUUAAUCAUACAAUCAAUAUACAAAAAACAUUUGGGAGAUAAUUUGAAUGAAAGCACUGAGGUCAUUAAUGCUAUCGAUGAGAUAAUUGAUAGCGAAAAAGAAUCCAAAGAUAUACUUGAAGACAAACAUUUGAAAGAGCUUUUGCAAGAUAAAAUAUCGAAUGAUUCAAAAAUGCUACAAUUAGACGUUUUAAUAAAUAAAACAUCCGGCCUGUUGAACAACUAUGUACAAUAUUUGGCUAGUGGAGGCGAUGUUUGCGAUGUAAAGGACAUUGUGAUGAGAUCUGUACCGAUAUUGGAACAAACUAUGUUAUUCGUCCAAUAUUUCGUAACGCAAAAAGUAGCUGUCCAUAGAGUGUCUUGUAAGAUGUUAUCCGUUUUGUUGAAAAUAUUCUCCGACUUAUCGUCCAAAGGAUUCUGCAAACCCUCUGAUUUGGAUAUGGAGGAAGGUGAAGGUGAGGGUGGACCAGGUAAAUUAUCUGGAGGUGUCGGGUUAGGCGAGGGAGAGGGACAGAAAGAUGUAUCAGAUAAAAUAGAAAAUCAGGACCAAUUAGACGAUGCUCAACGUCCAGGAGAAGAGCAGAAAGAAGAAGAUAGGGAUUGUAAAGAAGAAGAAAAGGGUGUAAACAUGACUGAUGAUUUCGAUUCUCACUUGCAAGAUGUUGACAAAAAAGGUGACGAUUCAGAACAAGAGGACGAUGAAGACGACGCCGACAAACAAAUGGGCGACACUGAUAAUGCCGCGGAAAAGUUGGAUCAACAAAUCUGGGGUUCAGAAGACGAAGAAGAUCUCGAUGAACAAGAAGGGAAGAAGGAUAAAGAGGAAAAAGGUAAAGGUGAGAGCACGGGCGAGAAGGAAAUGGGUGCUAAAGAGGAAGAACAAGGUACCGACGACGGCGCUGAAGGGAAAGACCGAAAACAAAAGAAAGACAUAAAUACAAUGGAAGAACCGGAAGUCGAUGAUGAUCAUGUGGAUCCAUAUCAUGGCAACGCGCCCCAACUUCCAGAACCAGAAGAUUUCGAUCUCCCUGAGAACAUGGAUAUUGAUGGUGAAGAGCCAGGUGAAGAUGAAGGUGAAACAGAAACGGAGAAUCCAUUUGAGAUAGACGUCACGAAGGAUGUUCCGGAAGAGUCGAAGGAAGAGAACGUUGAGGAAAAAGAGAAUAAUAAGAACGGACUAGAAGUAUCCAGUGACGAGGAAGAAGGCGAUGACCAAAACGACGGAGAAAAAAAUAACAUGGAACAAGAGGAAAAGCAAGAUGAAACGCAAGAAAAAGACAAGGAAUCGACAGAAAAUGAAGAAGAAAAAGAAGAAGACGAUCAAACCAAUACAGACGGCGAAGCUCAGUCGUCCGAGCCGACCCAAGAACAGGAACCGGAACAAAAAGAAGACAAACUUCCACCAAACGAAGAGAAGAUUGAUGAAGAUGAUGAUGUACAGGAAAAAGGCCAGGAACCUAAUCCACAAGCCAAUCCAUCAAAUAAUGAUGAGGCUGCGGGAGAGAAGGCAGAGAACGCUGAAAUCGAUCGCGGUACUAGCGAUAAUGUCGAGACUAACGAUGAACAGGCUAAAGAUGAAGACGCAGCGCCUUUCGAACAAGCUCAGGAACAAGUGGGCGAAGAUAAACAGUCAAUGGGCCGUUCGGAACUCGACAAGAGCGAUAAAGGUCAUCGCGGUGAGAAGCAGGUCGCGAACCGGGCUGACGCGACACAGGAGAAAAAGAACAAACACGAGAACAAACCAGGGAAAACAGACGAGGAACGAAUACUAGGUGACAUUACUGAGAGGAAACAUAAACAAAUGCAGACAUUGAACGUUGAGCGGGAAGAUGAUAACGCAGAAGAGGGCGGCGAUGUCAAUGAUGAAGAUGAAAGCGACGCCGAUGCCUUCCAACAUGUGAAACAAGCUAAAAAGGAUGAUUUACAGGCGUUAGACGCAGCAACCAAAGAACAAGCCAAUGAACAGCCGGUGAUACAGAAAGAAGAAGAUGAAGGCGAAGAACUGAAGGAAGAUGAACAAGUUCCUAUGGAAGUUGACGAUGAAGAAUUACAGGUUGAGAAAUCGAAAGAACUUAAACCGGAAAAGAUGGGAGAAAGUGCUGAAAAAGACAAAGAUAAAUCUGGCAACAAAAAUGAAACCGGAGAGGAGCCCACUGGCGAAACCGGUAUGGAAGUGGAAGGAGAAAAAAUUGAUACCUCUAGUGUUGCCAGAGGAACUGACACUACUUAUCAUACACGAUUGGAGCAAGAGGAUGUCCAACCGGAGGAGAUGACGAUCGAGCAGUACAUGAGUAUACGGGAGUGGCUGGCGUGCGGUAGGGCGGGGGGUGCGGGGGGCGCGGCGGCGUGGCGCGCGCUGUGGCGGGACUCGGCCGCGUCCGCGCGCGCGCUCUGCGAACGGCUGCGUCUGGUGCUAGAACCCACUGGACGGUCGCGACGAGCGGGCGAUUUUCGAACUGGUCGUGCCAUUAACAUGCGUCGAAUUAUUCCAUACAUCGCGUCACACUUCCGCAAGGAUCGCAUCUGGCUGCGGAGGACAAAGCCGGCAAAACGAGAGUACAAGAUCGCUAUAGCCGUCGACGAUUCCAGUUCUAUGUCCGAUAACAGGAGCAAAGAGUUGGCCUUCGAGAGCUUAGCGCUCGUAUCUCAGGCUUUAAAUCUACUGGAAUCAGGUGAUUUAGCCGUUUUGAGUUUCGGCGAGAAACCGAACCUCUUGCACCCGUUCACCGAACAAUUCUCAGAACAUUCCGGCUCGAAGAUUCUCGAACAGUUACGUUUCGAACAGAAUAAAACUAAGAUAGCUCAACUGCUGGACUAUUGUACGGUUUUAUUCGAAGAACAGACCGUGAAGAGUGAUGCCCUGAACGCUAAAUUGUUAGUUAUAGUAAGCGACGGUAGAGGAAUAUUCUCUGAAGGUGAAACGAAGGUACUCCAGGCGGUCAGAAGGGCGAAACAGCAAGGGAUAUUCUUAGUUUACGUCAUCAUCGACAACCCUCAUAAUAAGGACUCGAUAAUGGACAUCAGACGACCGAUACUAGACCCCGCUACGAACAGCCUGUUGAGAUUCGAGUCGUAUUUAGACUCGUUCCCGUUCCCGUUCUAUCUAAUAUUGCGGGAUAUAUCCGCGCUACCAACUGUACUGGGAGACGCGCUGCGGCAAUGGUUCGAACUGGCCGCUAAUGUUAGCUAAAUAAGGAGAAAAAAAAACAUUUAGACCGUUUUGUUUCUCUUUCCAAAAUAGUACCAGUGUAAGCGGUAGGUAGCGGCUUGGCUCUACCCUUGGCAUUGCUGAAGUCCAUGGGCGACGGUAAUAACUCACCAUCAGGUGGGCCGUGUGCUCGUCUGCCUACAAGGGCAAUAAAAAAAAACAAUAUUUAAAUUUAAAUAUUUUUUUUAGAUUGAAUGUCAUUUUCACGUUUUGUUUUUCUUUUUUGCCUAAUCGUAAAAUGAUAUUUGUGUAUUGUUGUAGCGUAUGAAGUGGAACAUAUUGUGUUAUUGACAAUAACUAUACAGAGUAAGUUAGGAGUUUAUAGUUUUAAGAAUAUAAAAAUUAUUUUUAUAUACUAAAUGAAACAAAUACGGGGAUUAUCAUGUUAGAGAAACUUAUUAAUAGUUAAUAAUGUUAAAUAAGUAUGGAUUAUGAUUUGUUUAAAAUACAUCUUUUAUAAUAUAUAUAUUAAAUCCUUU
This is a messenger RNA of Bombyx mori (domestic silkworm), 16738 nucleotides long. Its product is annotated as midasin. Gene Ontology annotation, biological process: ribosomal large subunit assembly; ribosomal large subunit export from nucleus. The coding region runs from base 123 to 16241 and encodes 5372 amino acids. The record is from RefSeq and is a predicted model, not a curated record. The transcript has 42 exons. Lineage: Eukaryota; Metazoa; Arthropoda; Insecta; Lepidoptera; Bombycidae. Gene Ontology annotation, molecular function: ATP binding; ATP hydrolysis activity. Gene Ontology annotation, cellular component: preribosome, large subunit precursor; nucleus.